AAAAAGGCCAAGAAGAAGGAGGGAGGAAGCUCCAAUGUCUUCAGCAUGUUUGAGCAGAACCAGAUCCAGGAGUUCAAAGAGGCAUUCACAAUAAUGGACCAGAACAGAGAUAGCAUUAUUGAUAAGAGUGACCUGUGGGACACAUUUGCUGCUCUGGGUCGCCUCAGCGUUGGUAAUGACGAGCUUGAUGAGAUGCUCAAGGAGUCCUCAGACCCCAUCAAUUUCACUGUAUUUCUCACCAUGUUCGGUGAAAAACUCAAAGGAACCGACCCCGAGGAGUCGAUUCUCAAUGCAUUCAAGGUCUUUGACCCAGAAGCAACAGGAGUCAUGGGGGGGGGAGGAGUAAGAGAUCACCUCAUGUCACAAGCUGACAAGUUUACAGAGGCUGAGGUAAAUCAGAUGCUUACGAACCUGCCCUUGGAUGUUGCUGGUAACCUUGACUACAAGAGCCCGUGCUAUGUAAUCACCCACGGAGAGGACAAAGAGGAGUAAAA
Messenger RNA from Myripristis murdjan (pinecone soldierfish), 494 nucleotides. Its product is annotated as myosin regulatory light chain 2B, cardiac muscle isoform-like. Gene Ontology annotation, molecular function: calcium ion binding. The transcript has 6 exons. The record is from RefSeq and is a predicted model, not a curated record. Lineage: Eukaryota; Metazoa; Chordata; Actinopteri; Holocentriformes; Holocentridae. The coding region runs from base 46 to 492 and encodes 148 amino acids.